UCUGCGGGGAACUGGACACAAGCUUCUGCGCAGCUCGAGGAGUCAGCCGCCUGGUUCGCCGUCCCGCAGCUUUAGCCUUCUGCCAAGAAGCCUAGAGGCAGCCCUCUGAGCUUAACAAAUGGCGGCGCAGUGCAUGACAAAGGUGGAGCUGACUGUUGCCUGCACCAAUCUCUUGGAUAAAGAUGUUGGUUCCAAGUCAGACCCACUGUGUGUGCUUCUCCAGAACACGAGUGGUCAGCAGUGGUAUGAGGUUGCUCGCACAGAAAGAGUUAAGAAUUCCUUGAACCCAAAGUUUGCCAAGAAAUUCCUAAUUGAUUACUAUUUUGAGCUUGUUCAGAAGCUUAAAUUUGGAAUAUAUGACAUCGAUAACAAAACCUUUGAUCUGAAUGAUGAUGACUUCUUAGGAGAAGUUGAAUGUACACUGGGACAAAUAGUUUCUAGCAGGACUCUAACAAAACCAUUAGUACUUAAAAAUGGCAGACCUGCUGGAAGAGGAAGUAUUACGAUUACAGCAGAAGAAGUGAAGGAUAACAGGGUGGUUGUAUUGGAAGUAGAAGCAAGGAAACUGGACAAUAAGGAUUUUUUUGGAAAGUCGGAUCCUUAUCUGGAAUUCCACAAGCAGACUGGAGAUGGAAACUGGGUGAUGGUUCACAGAACAGAGGUUAUUAAAAACAACCUGAAUCCUGCUUGGAGGCCCUUCAAAAUCUCUCUCAAUUCUCUGUGUUACAGUGACAUGGAUAAGUCAAUCAAGGUUGAGUGCUAUGACUAUGAUAGUGAUGGGUCUCAUGAUCUCAUAGGAAGUUUUCUAACUACGAUGUCAAAACUGAAGGAAGCAUCUCGGUCCUCGCCUGUUGAAUUUGAGUGCAUCAAUGAAAAGAAAAGACAGAAGAAAAAAAGCUAUAAAAACUCUGGCAUUGUGAGCGUUAAGCGCUGUGAGAUCAUAGUAGAAUGCACAUUCCUUGAUUACAUCAUGGGUGGGUGUCAGCUGAAUUUCACAGUGGGGAUAGAUUUUACAGGCUCCAAUGGAGACCCUCGCUCUCCAGAUUCUUUGCAUUACCUUAGCCCUAAUGGAGUUAAUGAAUACCUAACAGCCAUUUGGUCUGUAGGAAUGGUCGUUCAGGAUUAUGAUACAGAUAAGAUGUUUCCAGCCUUUGGAUUUGGUGCACAAAUUCCUCCUUCCUUUCAGGUGUCACAUGAGUUCCCAUUAAAUUUUAACCCAUCAAACCCAUUCUGUAAUGGAAUCCAAGGCAUUGUUGAUGCAUAUCGGGCUUGUCUUCCUCAAGUGAGGUUAUAUGGGCCAACGAAUUUUUCUCCAAUUAUAAAUCAUGUGGCAAGAUUUGCUGCUGCAGCUACACAACAGCAAACAGCAUCUCAAUACUUUAUACUUCUGAUCAUAACGGAUGGUGUGAUAACAGACCUUGAUCAAACUCGAACUGCCAUAGUUAAUGCUUCGAAAUUGCCCAUGUCCAUUAUCAUUGUUGGUGUUGGAGGAGCAGACUUUGAUGCUAUGGAGUUUCUUGAUGGUGACAAUGGAGUUCUUAGAUCCUCAUCAGGAGAACCAGCUGUCAGAGACAUUGUCCAGUUCGUGCCAUUCAGGAAGUUCCACAAUUCUCCAAAAGAAGCUCUGGCGCAGUGUGUCCUGGCAGAAGUCCCUCAGCAAGUGGUGAACUACUUCAGCACCUACAAACUGCAGCCUCCUAAGAAUCCUGCUGCAAAGUGAAUGGGCUGAGCAGGGGAGCUGAACCUUUGUGCUUGCUUUACCUGCUCUAUCUACAGACUUUGGUUCUCAAGAUGCUUCUGUAUCCGUGCAUACACACACCUCUGUAUGGUAACGUCUGUUAGCUUUUGCCUGCAAAUCACUUUGCCAAGCGUGCCUUUUAAGGGCCAAAAUUAUAAUUGUGUUAAUAUUUGAUGUUGAUUUGAGAGGUAGGGCUUACAUGGGUGCAUUUUAUUUUGCAAAGUAAGAGCAGAAAAAAAAGAGGUGGAAUAUGCAGAAAGAAGGGGGAGAAUGGCUGGAAGUGGAAUGGCUGCCUGUUCAAUAAAUAUGGCCAGUGGGAGUGUUCAAUUACUUCUGUGGCACUGCGGACUGUAGUUUCUCAGUGAUCAUAAAACCCAUCUGAAAUGAAAAAGAGGGUAUAUCCCCACCAAGCAGAUACAAGUGUUUAUGUGCUUCAGCAAGUUCUGAAUCCUUGAGGCUUCUGUGUCUGUUAAACUACCGUAACAAAAUCUUGUCACAGGACUUUCAUAAUUAGACGAGUGCCAGAACAGAGUGUAAAGGCCCUCCUUGUGUGCCUACUUCACAUUUGCCACUUCAGUGCCUUUGGCCACUGCCUGGGAUUCAGGGCUGUGUGCGCAUGAGCCAAACAAGUAAUUAAAUUAUCUAUUCUUUUAUAUUAUGCAGUCUCUUAAGGAGGUAUAAUCCAGGAGUAACUAGAGUGAAUCAAGGUAAACCUCUAACAUCUAGGAAAAAUACGAUUGGCCUUUGAGGCUACUACUGUAAAGGCUGUAAGAACCAUUUCAGUGUGUACUGUGCUGGAAAACGGGAACUCCAGAUUUUAUUUUGCUUGCAGUUUUGUUUUAGGUUUGGGGUUUUCCAUGAAACAGUCAUGACUAUUGAUCUUUAAAGGGCUUUUUGUGAAGUGGGAAUUCGCUUUUCAGUUAAAGUUUUUGUCUGAUUUAUAACUGCAUAUUUUCAAGGAAAGGCAGUUCUUGAAAGUGCUACCUAAUUUAUAUAGGUUUUGUUAUAUUUUGGAUCAUGCUUCUUUUUCAUGAGCUCACUCAUGAAAAGUGCCUGCAAAAACCCCAAUCUUUCCUCCCAGUAGGAAGACAUAAGAAAGUCUCUUAAGUUCUAAUCCUGUAAUCAUACUGCGUUUCUCUAGGGCAAACAGUUUCUGGUUUAUUUUCUUGCCUUGAGUUCUCUCUUCACCAUUUACAUCAAGUGUAAAUCAUGCUGUGUUUGCUUAGUGGAAGUUUGAAGCUUUCUUGUCUCCCAGUUGCAUACUGCUUGCUGAGGAUCUUUUCUGAUCCCAUCAGUGGAUAUAAAGGUCUCAUCAUUUCCAAAAUGCCUAUCUUUAACAUGAAUUUUGCAACAUUAUUUUUGUUCUCCUCUCCAUUUUCCUUGGUGGAAAGGGGUCCUAAAUAGUUUCUGUAGUGGAAUACUAAAAAAGAUUUUUUUGUUUCAUACUAAGCCAAGCUCUUUUUUUUUUUUUUAAGUUUAAUUCAUUUGUUUAUAUAAAAAUUCUACAGUCAUGUCAUCUUUUUAUCAAUUUAGUGCAAAUGUGUUACUUCUUUAUACAUCAAUCGUAAUGAAGUAUCAUGCCAGAUACACAACACACAAUAUUAAGAUCAAGGAAGCAGUUAUAAUGAACCUAAAUCACACUGCCGCAAAUUGAUGAUGUAUGAUUUUGGAACAGUAAACUGUUUCACAGCUACAUGCUCCAUGUACAGAGAUAACGGGAUGCAGUGUUUGUGCCUUGUUGAGAUUCAUUGAUGUGGACGAGUACUGCUGAUAGGAGUACAGGAUACUACUAAAGUUCCUCCGAGCUCUCUGCCAAAAAUACAGUGCUGCAUCUGAGUUCUGUUACCUAUUCUAAGUUGCCAUGGAAGUGUAUUUAAGUAUGUUAAAAGCUAUUAUUAUAUUAACUAUAUUCUGCAUAUAAAAUAUAUAAACCCUUUUGUCUGUAUUCUGUACGUAAAUUCUGAGUGUCUACAGUAGAGAAUUCAUUAUGUCCUCAUCGGAAAAGUGCCCCCCAUAUUCCUCAAGC
Egretta garzetta (little egret) is the source of this 3764-nucleotide messenger RNA. RefSeq names its product copine 3 (gene CPNE3). NCBI's taxonomy places the organism in Eukaryota, Metazoa, Chordata, Aves, Pelecaniformes, Ardeidae. The record is from RefSeq and is a predicted model, not a curated record. Gene Ontology annotation, cellular component: plasma membrane. The coding region runs from base 119 to 1720 and encodes 533 amino acids. Gene Ontology annotation, biological process: cellular response to calcium ion; ERBB2 signaling pathway. Gene Ontology annotation, molecular function: calcium-dependent phospholipid binding; receptor tyrosine kinase binding. The transcript has 17 exons.